Peronospora matthiolae is the source of this 1020-nucleotide messenger RNA. The record is from the annotation of a GenBank genome assembly. NCBI's taxonomy places the organism in Eukaryota, Oomycota, Peronosporomycetes, Peronosporales, Peronosporaceae.
AUGUUCGAGUAUCACGAUGCUCCUAAAGGAGGACAUCGUGGCCGGGAGAAAACAAGUCUCACGGUGAGUCGAGACUUUUACUGGCCCCGCCAGUAUCAGUUUGUGCGAAAGUAUGUUCGCGCAUGCGAAGUCUGCCAACGAGUGAAGUCAAGUCCUUCACUGCGUGCACCUUUACAGCCUCUACCGGUUCCGGCUGAGUGCUGGGAAUCCAUCUCAAUGGAUUUCGUCUUCGGGUUACCCAAAGACGCACGCGAGAAUACGGGUAUUCUCGUAUUUGUUGACAGAUUCAGCAAAAUGGUACACCUUGUGGCUGUACCAGAGACAAUCACGGCAAGUGGCUGUGCCUGUGUCUUUAUUGACACCAUCUUCCGACUUCAUGGGUUGCCCCGUGAACUCGUAUCAGACAGAGAUCCACGAUUCACUGCUGAUUUCUGGCGUUCCGUGUUCAAAUCACUCGGAACGCGCUUGAAGAUGUCGACAUCUGAUCAUCCAGAGUCAGAUGGUCAGACGGAACGUGCCAAUCGUGUCCUCGAAGAGAUACUUCGAGGAUACGUACACUCCUUUAAGAGUUGGAGUGAAUUUUUGCCAAUGGUAGAGUUUGCCAUUAACAACUCGGUGCAUGCGUCCACGACACAUACACCGUUUUACGUGAAUGGCUUGCGCCAUCCGCGUGUACCCACCUUACUAGAGUGUAACUCUGGUGUAAGGGGGGGAGGGACUCGCGCGAGCAAAACCCGAUUUGGUUCACGCUCAUCACGCUCUGACGAAGAGGUCAUUGCUUUUGAUGCCGAUAUCGAUAACAUCGAUAUCGAAGAAGAUGAUGCUAGUGAGAGUGCGGAAGCCCUCACUGAAGAAGAUGAUGCCAGUGAGAGUGCGGAAGCCCUCACUGAAGAAAAGGUUGAUGUUGCUGCAGUGCGCAUACAGCGCACUGAAGCUAACGAGUCAUCAGAUGAGUUCAUACUGGCUCGUGAAACGGUAGUCCGUUUUGUGCAAGACUCCAUCGCUGAAGCGGUGACUUAG